AAGAUGUGCUGGUUCAGAAUAACUCGCUCAUUGUGAGAUAAAGAGACGACAAUUGCAAGAAAUUAACACAGACAAGAUUUGCUAAGUUUGGCUGACCCGAUUCAAAACUGGAUCCAACCGCUGAAGUCGGCUCAAUUCAACUUCAUCUGGAGAAAAUGAACUAAACCAGGUAUAUUCUAACCGCUACCUUAGCCAUUCAAUUCACAAACCACAACUGAGAUAAACCAAGAUGAUUUCUCGAUGAACCCACAAAACCCUCAAACGUUUCAUUUACCAUCACUUGAUUUCCAUCACGUAUAAUUUAGUUACUAUGCUCUUUCGUAACAACAAUAGAGCGUCAUAAUUUGGCAAUUAAAACAACACAUUCUACCACGAACAAACAUCAGACAUCAUAGCAAAAUACAUUCAUUUCAGUUCCAUUUCAUAAUUAUAUAUACUUCUGUAAUAUCAUUGCAAAAAAUCUAAAAAUAACCGAUUAUUGCUCGUUGGAAAGUUAUUAGAAUUACUUGCAGUAAAAGCGCACAUAAUUGGGAUAUUGUCGUCUUAGUCUAAUUUACUUCACAAGUUAAAAUCGAAACUAAAAAGACAAACCCCUUUAAAAUGAGCGACAAGGUCAAAACUUCUACAAGUCCUGCAAGCUCAUCCACCAAAAGAAUCCGGAAAUCAUUAGUGGUUGUUGGGGACGGAAUGACAGGAAAGAGUUGUCUUCUGCAAGUGUACGUGAACGGGGAUUUCUAUGAAAACUAUCAGCCGACUGUGUUUGAGAACUGCUGCAAAGAUAUCGAAGUGAACCACACCACAGUUGAUAUGACAAUACAUGACACAGCAGGCCAGGAGGAAUACAGCCAGUUGCGUCCAUUCUCCUACCACUCUGCAGACAUCUGCGUCAUCUGUUUCUCAGUGGACAAUCCAGACUCUCUGGACAACAUAGAGGACCAGUGGAUGCCGGAGGUGCGCAAGUUCUGUCCUCAGGCCAGGAACAUCCUCGUCGCACUCAAAAAGGACCUCAGAUACGACCCGGAGGUCAUCAAGAAUCUGUACAAAAAAGGGAGAAAGCCUCUAACGCAAGAAGAGGGUGUGCGUGUUGCAGACAGAAUCGGAGCCUACAACUACUUCGAGUGCUCUGCAAAGUACAAAGACGGAGUAGAUCAGAUAUUCCAAGCUGCAGCAGCACUAUCUCUGGAGCCAAAAACUAUUCAAAAGAGAUCGUGCCCAGUAAUGUAAAUUGCUGCGUUCAGGCUGCCGAUCGAGACCUCUAGAUGCAGAAAACCAAGAUUACAAAACCAUUUAAACUUAGAUUAUAAUUAACUACAAAGCCAUCAUUUUCUCGAAGAGCUGAUUUCUUUGUCUAGAUUUGAUGCAUGAAAAAUAGAUUAUUGUUAUAAUGUUCAUACAUCUCAGUUCCUAAAAAAGAGUGUACGGCACAUACGAUGACAGCUGUUAAGACGACCACCGCUUUUUGUGAGAUUAACACAACGCUACGCACAAAUUCUCCGAUUGUAUUUCUGAGCACUAGAUAUCGUCUAAAUUCUAGUUUAAUUUACGUUUUAAAAUUAGAAGAAAUACAAUUGAAUUUAAGU
Symsagittifera roscoffensis is the source of this 1580-nucleotide messenger RNA. RefSeq names its product ras-like GTP-binding protein rhoA. Bases 601 to 1224 code for a protein of 207 amino acids. Gene Ontology annotation, biological process: small GTPase-mediated signal transduction. Gene Ontology annotation, cellular component: cytosol. The transcript is spliced from 5 exons. The record is from RefSeq and is a predicted model, not a curated record. Gene Ontology annotation, molecular function: GTP binding; protein kinase binding; GTPase activity. Lineage: Eukaryota; Metazoa; Xenacoelomorpha; Acoela; Convolutidae.